AAGCAAAAUUAAUCUUUGAAUCACUUGAAGAACAACAUGACUUCGAUAAACUUUACGAAGUAUUUGAUAACUUACAAGACACCUCUGAUGAAGAAAGUGAAUGCCCAAACACACCACAACAAAAAGAAUACACACCACACCAUACUUCAAGCACACCUGUAUAG
Racocetra persica is the source of this 164-nucleotide messenger RNA. NCBI's taxonomy places the organism in Eukaryota, Fungi, Glomeromycota, Glomeromycetes, Diversisporales, Gigasporaceae. The record is from the annotation of a GenBank genome assembly.